Auanema sp. JU1783 is the source of this 1662-nucleotide messenger RNA. Lineage: Eukaryota; Metazoa; Nematoda; Chromadorea; Rhabditida; Rhabditidae. The record is from the annotation of a GenBank genome assembly.
AUGGUUGAACCUGCCAAUGAAGGAAUACUCGGUAAGAGACGUCGCUCUGGUCCAACAGAUCCAGGAGUCGCUCCAAAGCGAGUAAAGUUCAAUGCACAGGUGGACAAAAAGAAAAGACCCAGAACUAAAGGAGUCAGAAAUAAGAUAAAAACUGAGAUAGAGAAGGCAUUACUGCAGAAAAACUCUCCGAUUGGUCAUCUUUUCGGUUCCAGGAAUGAUUGGGGAGAACCAGAAGCUUCCUUAAUUGAUGUUUUGAAUAUUCUGAAGCUGAACAAUGCCGAGUUCGCAAAAUUAAAGCCUAACGCUAUUGUACAGAUUUCGAAUCUUUCCACUUUGUUUAAAAUAUAUGUUGAUGAGAAUAUUUUGAAGAUUGCGUACAUACCCCCAACCGAAUCCAUCGAAGAUUGUACCGUAUAUAUUGAUAACCUUCCCGCAGCAUGCAAUGCAGAGAGACUUCUUCGGCUUUUGAACAAAUAUGGUACCGUUGUGAAGCUCACAUAUCCAAAAACACAUUCAAGAAUAGUAACCAUGUUGGGACACAAAAUUGAGAUGGGAAAGAAAUUCCGACCUUUUGCUUUUGUGCAAUUCACAUGUAGUGCACCAGUAAAUGCUAUGAUUAAAGCUUAUUAUGAGAAUUCAAAGUUUCUAACUGGAAAGAAGCGUCGGAAUGUUCCGGGUAUAGCUGAUAUCAAGUUGAAACUGAAGAGCCGACUUCGAAGAGUGUAUCAACAGCUUCUGAUGAAGGAACGGCAAGCCAGGAAGAAAAGUGUUUCCUCGAAAAUAACUGAACAAGCCGUUCGAAAGCCAUCUACUGUUAAUGUCGAAUCUCCAAAGAAGCUAGACUCUCGAAAAAGGGGACCAAGGAAAUCAAGUGAAUUAACAACACCAGCAAGUUUUCCGAAAACGAAAAAAAAAAGAAAACGAGUUCAUCGGAGAAAAAUACGUUCGUCCUCAUAUUUACCUUAUUCCGUUUCACAUUAUUUCAAAAAUAUUCAAGUUGUGACAUUCGGACAGUAUAAGCAGUUAAGAUCAGAUUACAUGGAAAUCAGGAAUUCUUCUGAGAGAGUCUUUAGAAAUUUUAUCAAAAGGAAUGAAAUAUUACCAAGGAGGGGAAAUAUAUGUCGUAACAUCGUUCAGUUCCGAGAUAAAGUAUGGAGUCAUCGAGAAAAAGAUGAUGCUUUAGUACCUGAACUGAGGUCAUACAUUAGCCCACCCGCAUUUUCUUGUUCACCACGAUCAUCUUGUUUCUCACACAAUCCGUAUGAUUAUAAAAUAAGCUACUCUGAUCUCUUACUUCGUUCCCAUAGUCUUGUACCGUGCACGCUGUCAAAUAAGAUAACCGAGCGUAAAAGGUGUUCCAGUGAACCUCCCCAGUCCAUUACUAUUAAUGAAUUUGUUUGGGAAGCCCCAGCUGUGAAACCCCCGUCCCCACAGAUUGAUCCUAGACUUUGUCCCCGGUUAGGAAGUUUGUUAACACUCAGAACUGUCUCUGAAGGACCUAUUGCUAUUCCCCUUGAGUAUUCAGAUAAUCCUAGAUCAUUAUUGAGUUCCUAUCAUCGAAAUUAUGUGCCUUUGCAAUCUAGAAAUUAUACCGAUGAUAAUGUUCCUGUUUUUCGCCGAGCAGAUAGUAGAUCUCCCCCUCAAGAAAAUCGCAUACCAUGA